UUUGAAGGUCGUCGAGAUGACAUAAUGUCGUUGAAGAUUCGUCCUAUAUCACGCACCAUCACGAUGGCACCAUCUUCGUUACUUGAAGGAUGGACGUUAUCACACAUCAUGUGCCUGAACUCCAUCCAAAUCUAAAAAUGUCUUGAUUUGACCGCUUCUUCACGAAUUAUCGAGCCGACGCACCAAUCACUUUACGAUGGUUUGACCUUCAAGGGCUCAGCAACCUCCAUCAGUGGACGAUACCGUUGAGGCGUUGCUGCAUUUGCGGCACCCUAUUCGAAAACACCUGAACGGAAUCAACGAUAAUAUAUUGUACUCUAAUGCUUGGUAAAAUCGGUUACGAUGCGUCCUGGUUAUCUUCAAUACCGUGGAAGGCUAUCCACUAUGCUCUGUUAUUUUUGAUGAUUGAAAUAGUGACUUUUGCGUAUGGAGUUAUGGUGUUUAUUCUCCUAUACCAAACCUACAUUCCAACCGUAAAAUUGGAAAGAGAAUUAGAUUUAGUGUUUGAUACAAAAUGUAAUGUACGAACGGGGUGUCCCAACGUUUGCAGUUUUCCUACAGCCAAUUUCUCUGUUUCUGAAAGUGGAAUAUCUCUCUUAACACCCAAAUAUCCGUACAUGCUCAUGCUAAACCUAUGGCUUCCAGAUUCCAUUCAUAAUAGAAAUGCAGGUAUGAGUAUUAUCACCCUAGAACUAUAUGGCCGUGAACAUGUUCUUAUACAGCGAUUCCGAAAACCAUUUUCAAUGCCUUAUCGAUCUAGUGAAGUUCGAAUGAUAAGUAAUAUACUGUUUGCCCCCCUGUAUAUAAUCGGUAGGAUGAAAGAAGAACUGCUGCUUUCAAUUGAGAUGUCAUCUAGUUUCCAGUUCGAUGCGACUCAACCAGUUUUGGAAGGUCGUAUCAUUAUGGAGUCCAAACGCUACUUAUGGUCAGCUUUGGAGCUUAAAAUACAGACGACGCUUAGCGGAUUUCAAAACGUUCUAUACUACUAUCCACAGGUUUCUUUCAUAAUUUGCAUAUCUGUCGUUUCAUUCCUUAUGAACAUGAUCUACAUAUCAUCCAUUCUUUUAUACAUUUUAUGGCGAUUUCUCAAGAAAUCCAGAAAUCCCGAACUUUCAAAGGUUAAAGAUGAACCGAAACCUGAAAACUACCCACUAUGCGGUGAGAUUGACUCUGAAGAUAAUUCAUUUUCAGAUUAAAUCUACGUAGAAAUUUGUAUCACCGUUGACAUUAUUCAUCACUUUCAGUUUCAUUACAGGUCUACUGCUGUAAUAACUCAAAUGUUUCCUCUUAAUUUUUUCAUCAUAGCUUAUUUUUUUAUGAAACUAACUAAUUCUAGUCUUUGAAUUACACUCUUUUUUACAACUAAUGGGGUUUGUGAACGCCAUUUGUACUCUUCAGGUGUUGACACGGGUAGAAAUCCAGUUUUAUUUGGCACAUAACUAAAAUAUUCAUUUUAC
Schistosoma curassoni is the source of this 1457-nucleotide messenger RNA. Lineage: Eukaryota; Metazoa; Platyhelminthes; Trematoda; Strigeidida; Schistosomatidae. The record is from the annotation of a GenBank genome assembly.